GGAGCAGCGUUAAGCAUCGUCAACAUCAUGGCGUAGUCGUUCCAAAUUCGUGAUAGUGCAGCGCUUUUCUUCGUUGUGUCACAUCGAAAACGGGAUGGACGUUAACCCUAGUGCGUUUUGAGUGGUCACGGUGCAAGUGUUUGGACGACCGGUAGCCAUGGCAGACGGGAAAAUCGGCAAUUAUCAGAGCUGCUGCAGGCUCUGCCUGACCGAGAAACAUGAGACUCUAUUGAACGUUUUCGACCAGUCGAUGAGGAAUAAAGGACUGGCUCAGAGGAUACAGGCUAUGGUAGCCGUUGAGAUAACAACGGCAGAUAAAAUAUCAACGCUUGUCUGUGACCAGUGCAUAUCAAAAGUCAACUCUUGGCACACAUACAAGGAAGAAUGUUCUAAUAACCAAAACAAAUUAGAACAAUGGAAGAACUAUUGGAAUGCCAAUUCUCAAAACGAUAUGAUCCAGAUUAAGCUCGAGCCAACAGAUCUGGAAGCUGAACCAGAACCUGAAAUAGAUGAUAAACACGAGGAAGGCAGCACCUCAGACAACAUUGACCCUGAAUUACACAAUGGAGAGCAAUCUUUCCUCGUACCAGAAGUACGGAUCAAGCCGGAACCCAUGGAGGAGGUCUACAAUGAGCUACCACCUGAAAUGUCAACAACACCACACACUCCCCAGUUCAAUCUCCUCGACUCCGAGGACUCCCAAAAUAGUAUCCCAUGUUCAGUCGCUAGUACCCCAUUUAACAGCAGGAAGUGCCGUUUCUGCAGUAAGAUGUACAGCAGCACCGGCAACAGGCUGAGGCACGAAAAACUUAUUCACGGCAUGAACACACCAGGGUUAUCCAGCUCAGACGCAGAAGCAGCAUCCAUAGGAGAUGACUCAAAUUCAGUCAGUUCCCAAGACAACAACGAAAGUGAACCUGGCGCUAGUUCUGUCCGCACAUUAAUGUUGGCCGACGACACGGAGCACCGUAAAAUUCAAUUCGCAGCCGGCCUUAAGUUGCUCCAAAAGGACACCACUCCGAUAUCCAUGGAAAGUCUCAGCAAAAUUGAACUUAGCUACAUUGAAAAGUGCAAGGCGAUGGUAAACAUGUUCAAGACGUUGGAGUGUGCGUGCCACCAGGUCAACCAUCCCAACGUCAAAGGCAUGUUGUCGCAUUUACGGGCUCAGCGCAUUUGGUUUCCGGUGUUCACGUGCUACAGCUGCAUGAUCACCUACACUGAUCGGUCCAGUUUCACCAGGCACAAUCUGGGGUGUAAGAGACCUGCUCUGGAAACCUUAAAGCGGCUGUCCAAUUUAAAGAAACGCAGCGGCGUCAAGACGCGUUUGUAUCAAAAUUACAAAUGCACUUCUUGCAAGUACAUGUACAGCUUCCACGAGGAGUUCUGUAAGCAUGUCGAUGAGGAGCAUCCUCUCGAGGAGGGGCCUCCGUAUAUUUGUUCUUGCGGCAGAAGUUUCAAUGACGCCGACGAAUACAAGGACCACAUUUACGUCAGUUGUUUGGUUGAAUAUUAUUGCGACAUUUGUUUUGUCACCGUUAAUACUUUGGAUGCGUUCCUGAAGCACGCCCAGGAGGUACACGACAACUCCGAGGGUUUCAUCCUGUUGCAAGAUGACAACUACAAAAUUAGAAGGUCGUUGCAGAAGGAAAAAAUGGAAAAGGAACUCAAAGAGGUUAAGAAGGAAGAAGCGAUUGUUACAGGCAAACGCCGCAGUUCAUUCUAUAACAAACACUUGAUGGAUUCAGAGGAGGAGGUGGGCGAACCGAAGAGGAAGACCCGUAACAGCGGAGGUACGCCAAAUUCCAAGAAGCCCGACCGUUGCCCAAUAUGUCACAAGGAGUACUCCAAUUACCACAACAUGUUGCGCCACUAUAAAACCCACACGGAAAGCGACUUACCACCGGACGACUCCCUGUACUCCUGCCCCGAUUGUGGUGGCAUGUUCAACACGUUCCAAUGGCAGAAGCAUUUAUUCGAGAACCACGAAUCCAAAACUUGUGGCGAGUGUGGCAAGGUGUUCCAGUUCCAAACGGAGUUGGACCAACACAGGAGUGUCCAUUUGAAUCUGAAAAUCAGCAGGGACUCUAAAACUAAAUCGUACACGAGCACAAUGGUCAGUCCCAACUCUGAAACCAGCGUGUUGUUAAUAUGCAACAUCUGCGACAUGGUGUUCCCCUCCAAAGAAGAACUUAAGAAACAUAGGACCUCCUGUCUAUCUCACGAAGUGACUGUAAAGCAGGAACAUGUUGAUGUCCCUCAAAAUGAGAGUAAAUACAGUUGUAUGCAGUGCAACAAACACUACACAGGGUACAGUGGACUGUGGGAGCAUAACAAGAAGAAGCAUCCCACAGUUAAAGCACCCGCUAGCAAAUAUCCUAGGAAGUGCAAUUACUGCGAUAAGGUUUGUACGACUGGCGCCGCCUUCUACAUCCACAAUCAAAUGCACGAGCGUAUGAACCACAUUGCCGGGAAACAAGGACCGAAGGCCGAAAAGAAUAACAGCAAACCGUUGCUAACGCCUAAAAGGGAAAGGCAUGUGGACGAAGAGGCCCAAGAUGAGGAGAACGAAUCGUACCACACGUGCAAGAAAUGCUUCAAAGUGUUUUCCUCAAAGUACAACUUGAAGAAUCACAUGAAAUGUCACGGUCUGAGCCCCAGUACAAAAUCCACAAAAUCGGGUGCCGGGCCCAAGAAAGUGUGGUGUGACGUUUGCCACACGUCGUGUGAAAGCGCUGACGCCUUGGCCCAGCACAAGGAAGAGGAGCACGCCCUCGAUGAAGAUAUGCCCGACCUCGACAUGGAAAUUGACAAUCUGGAUUCAAAGAUACCGUUCAUUUUUACCUGUGACUAUUGCACGAUGACUUUCACUAAAAAGACGGCGUUGCAGAAGCACAAGGAAACCCACAAGCAGGAAAGGGCUCAUGCAGCUUACACUUCAAACGAAAACGUCUAUUGUAAGUACUGCAAGAUUCCGUUUGAGACCGUGGCUAGUUUGGCGUACCACAUGAAGGAUGAACACGACGAGGUGAUGAAAAUUAAAGGCUUUAAACAGAAGGACAAGUCCUUCGUCUGUGGCGAAUGCCACAAAGGUUUCCAUUCGGCGUUGGCUCUCAACGCUCACGUUGGAUGGCACAAGAGGACCUACACCUCAAGUGUGAAACCAUUAAAGGCUGUGAAACAAGAAAGUGAAGUAGCUUCAGUGAGUGGUUCUCAAGUUGGAUCUUCCAAAGUCCAGUGCACCACUUGUAAGCAAACAUUCCCGAACGAUACCGCCAUGCAAAUUCAUAUUUUGGAGAAACACAGGAACAUCGAUGCAAUAAUGCUGAUACCCAGAUGCAACAUAUGCAAUCAAGACUUCAACAAUCAGGACGAGUAUGAAAAGCACAAACGGUUGCACGAUCUCCUUGAGAGACAGAAGAAACACAAGAAGAUGCAACAAGCGGCUGCCCAACAAAGUAACAAGUUCCAAAAAGUGAAUAAGACCUUCCGAUGUUCACGUUGUUCCGCAGUGUUUCACAAGCACGAUGCAUACAUAACUCACAUGAGACACAACUGCAGGGAAGUCAAUAAUGAGUUCAAAUGUCUCCAGUGCGACAGAACUUUCGAAAGACAGAAUGCUCUGACUCUUCAUCUGAAGAUGCACGACAAGCAGAAAGCGGGUAAUGUCCAAAGCAAAGCACUAUUUUCUUGUUCGAUCUGCAAUAUGGGCUUUGAUCUACCAAAGGAUUUGAGGACGCAUACGAUCAAUGCCCAUCCGUUCUGACGAAAAUUACACAAAUAAGUUUUUUAUAAUAUGUUUUAUUUUCAAGGUUAUUAAAUAUGUUUCUCGUUUUGUUGUACUGACUCUAGAUACGGUAAUUUGUGCCUAACGUUAAAAAUUACACUAUUACUGUAUGCUAUUUUUUAUAUUACAAUAUAAUAUGUUUAAUUUGA
This is a messenger RNA of Aethina tumida (small hive beetle), 3933 nucleotides long. Its product is annotated as zinc finger protein 62 homolog. The transcript is spliced from 5 exons. Gene Ontology annotation, molecular function: zinc ion binding. Gene Ontology annotation, cellular component: nucleus. The record is from RefSeq and is a predicted model, not a curated record. Bases 158 to 3763 code for a protein of 1201 amino acids. NCBI's taxonomy places the organism in Eukaryota, Metazoa, Arthropoda, Insecta, Coleoptera, Nitidulidae.